AUGGCACGCUCCGACUACAGCGACGGACCAGACGACUACUUGAACAGUUCCUUCUCAUCAGAUGAUGCCUACCACAAUCCACUCCCUCGCAAGCCGUAUCCAGCAGCCACAAGACCUUUCCCCGGAGAACAGAGACGCUCCUCCAGACAUCAUGAGACGACCCACAUGGACACGCGUCACAAGGAGCGCAGAAGCGACCGACGACAGGCCAGCGUGUCUCACCCAAAGCUUCCGAGAUCCACAUACAGGGACACAGAGCCACGCAAGCGUCGACCCUCAUGUCGCACGGAAGACGUAAACCGCAGGGAGCGAAGGCGAAGCCAGACAGCUUCACGAGAUGUCGAUGGAGAGGCGCAAAGACGUGAGCGGAGACGGCAGCGCAGGCAAGAACGUGCUGCUCGAGAUCCGGAACAAGAAGCGCAAAGACGAGAACAACGACAAGAGCGAAGAGCCGCAAGACGACGUGAGCAAGAUGCCGUCCGACCCGAGGAGCGAGAACGCGAUGAGGAAGGUUUCAGCUCUCCGGCAGAUCAGGAGAGUGAUAUGGAAGAGGCAACUAAUGGUCUGCGCGUUGUCCCUCCUGCAACGCUCAAAAACACGACACACGAUGUGCUCGACUCGCAUCCCCCUGCGGACCCGACCUAUUCUGCGGAAGGAGACUUGGAACUUGGACGGCCGUAUCGAACCCCCAGACAGCACAGCGAGAAUUACCGUCAUUGCCAGUCGAAACGACCUCCAUUCGAGCGAUAUCCUCGUAGCGACUCGUGGCAAUCAUCUGCGGACAGCUGGAGCGUUGACCCGGAGAAGAAGCGUCCUUACUCACGUUCAAAUUCCACGUAUUACGACGAGCUCCAGUGGUACAAGCGCACCGCUAUGCCCGACCACCAUGAGAAAUACAGAUAUGAACGAUGGCGCAAUGAGCCGCGAUGCUGCUGCGGUAUCAGGCGGAGAUGGGCCGUCUGUGGUUCCGCAAUCCUUGCAACCAUAAUUCUCGUCGUCAUCGUCGUGGUCGCUGUCGUCGUCUCACGAAACAGCAAAGCCACCUACACACCCUCCUCAGCACAAGUCAACAACACAGCAGCUUUCCUUAGCGGAGGCGCCACGCACGACAGCGUCAACGACACCAAAGACGGCAUCGGCGCCGGCACAGAUACAUACAGGUACUAUCAAGGCAACGCCACCAACUUCCCCAACCAGACCCUCUGGGUUUCCUUCGAGGACAUGUGGAACGCCAACCUCGACACCAUCAAACAAUCCUGCGGCUGGCUCAAAUACGGCAACGACGAUACCGACGAAGAAGUUCAAGACAUCCACGACGCCAUCCAAGACCGCGCCAAUGCCUCGCUGGUAGACCACCGUCUCAUCCUCGCGCUGGUCAUGCAGGAAUCCCACGGGUGCGUGACUAUCCCGCACACGACUUCAUCCGGCGGCGUCGACAACACCGGCCUCAUGCAAGCGCACGAUGGUAAAGCAUACAAUAGACAGCAUCAACGAGACAGUAUUUUUGAGAUGAUACAGGAUGGCACGCAAGGGACCAAGAAGGGCGACGGAUUGGUUCAGCUCCUGAACAUGUACGGCAAUCCGUAUUCCGCCGCGAGAGCGUACAACAGCGGGUACGUACCAAAGAGUGGUGAUUUGUCCGAAGCGGCAGGCGCAACAGCUUGUUAUGCGUCGGAUGUUGCGAACCGGUUGACGGGUUGGGUUCAGGCUACUUCGAGUUGUCCGGGAUAA
Lecanosticta acicola is the source of this 1731-nucleotide messenger RNA. Lineage: Eukaryota; Fungi; Ascomycota; Dothideomycetes; Mycosphaerellales; Mycosphaerellaceae. The record is from the annotation of a GenBank genome assembly.